AUGGACAGAUAUUCAGCCGCUGUCGUCCGUAGUCCAAACGACAAGACCUGCCACUUUUUCUUUUUUGUCGACCCUACCACAAAAAGACUUGUGUUCGAAAGGCGUUCUAUCUAUACUUUCAAAGGGUACUCCUCUUUUGGGAAUGAUGAGCUUUUCAAAGGCAUCAUCCGGCCUGACGCAUCGAUUGCUGCAGUGCUACAAGGUGACAUGGUUUCUGUUUACGGCAUAACCGAGCCAGAGGAAGAGGGCAUUAUGUACCUCUCAAAGCUGAGCCCAACCCUCGAUGUACUUCAUGACAUUGACAUAGACGGCCCAAUUGCGCACAUUGAAGACCCCGUGGCUUCAUGCUCCGCCGGACGAUAUUUAACAUUUGUCAACUACUUUACUUACGAUUUUGACCACGCCAGUGGCAAUGACAGUUUUCAGUUGAAUGAGCUGGAAUUAUGGGGCGAAAGCAACGAUAGGUUCUCUAUGCGAAUGAGCAUAGAUUCCCCUCGAGAGGUCUACGGACUCUGUGCCGUGAUUCAUCGGGAAACGUUGGUACGGUAUAUCUUUUUCCUGUACCAAGAGCAAACUGGCAAGCCAAGCGUUCGCUGUAGCUGGGUUUGUUCCGGGGAUCAAGGAAGGAAUCAUUUCAUCGAUCAUGACUUCAAAAGCUCUGAUAUCUUGGCAGUAGCCUCUCGGGAAGGAAUUAACCGCUACGGGCCUUACCUCGAUAUAUUCCUGUACUGUUUAAACCCAGGCAAUGAUCGUAUUUUUAGGGCUGUGGGAAAAGCACGAGGUCACAGCAUUAAGUGGACUGCUCCUUCGAACACGUUUCAUCUAAAGUCAGAUGAGAAAUCUUCUCUGGCCGUCAUAAAUGAAAACAAACGGAACUAUGUGUAUUACAUCCCACGAGGAAAGGAUAAGUACGAAGCAUAUAUUGAUGUGAUCCAGGAUGACUGGUUCGAGCCCCAAGGAAAAUGA
Aspergillus affinis is the source of this 966-nucleotide messenger RNA. RefSeq lists its product as uncharacterized. The transcript is spliced from 4 exons. Lineage: Eukaryota; Fungi; Ascomycota; Eurotiomycetes; Eurotiales; Aspergillaceae. Bases 1 to 966 code for a protein of 321 amino acids. The record is from RefSeq and is a predicted model, not a curated record.